Messenger RNA from Gaeumannomyces tritici R3-111a-1, 3846 nucleotides. RefSeq names its product DNA mismatch repair protein mutL. Lineage: Eukaryota; Fungi; Ascomycota; Sordariomycetes; Magnaporthales; Magnaporthaceae. Gene Ontology annotation, molecular function: ATP binding; ATP-dependent DNA damage sensor activity; ATP hydrolysis activity. Gene Ontology annotation, biological process: mismatch repair. The transcript has a single exon. Gene Ontology annotation, cellular component: MutLalpha complex. Bases 388 to 2655 code for a protein of 755 amino acids. The record is from RefSeq and is a predicted model, not a curated record.
CAGCUAUCGAGGACACACCAGAGCGUGUUUGCCUUGGUUGAAAUUUAUGCGUUCCAAGACAGUGGGCGCCCCCAAAAGUCUUGCCAGCGCCAAAUGACGCCUCGCAGGAGCUGCCCGAAAUUGCAUUGUACCUUACCUCAGUUGGGAACGCCAACUCACCACGCUAAGCACAAUGAAUCAAUCCAUCACGUGCUCUCGCGACCCGUUGGUGUGAACCCAUCUGCAAUUCAUUUAUUCCACCCUGAUUUUGAGACACGCGACCGACGAAACCUACCUCACUCACCAACCCGUCAACCAACACCAGGCUGACCACGUCGGUGUGAGCUCCAUCCAGAUGGCCCUUUUGAGAGGCCGACCUGUCCCUCGCUGCUGCGGCUGGACAGCACCAUGAGCGCCAUGGACAUUGACCUCCCGCGGGGCACUAAGCGGAAGGCCGACGAGGAGCCUGGGGAGGCCCCCCGCAGGAUCAAGGCCCUCCACCAGGAUGUCGUCAACAAGAUCGCCGCCGGCGAGAUCAUCGUCGCCCCCGUCCACGCCCUCAAGGAGCUCAUCGAGAACGCCGUCGACGCCGGCUCGACCUCGCUCGAGGUGCUGUGCAGAGACGGCGGCCUCAAGCUGCUGCAGAUCACCGACAACGGUUGCGGCAUCGACAAGGAGGACCUCCCCAUCCUGUGCGAGCGCUUCACCACCUCCAAGCUGCAGACCUUUGAGGACCUGAGCUCCAUCGCCACCUACGGCUUCCGCGGCGAGGCCCUGGCCAGCAUCAGCCACAUCGCCCACCUGACCGUCACCACCAAGACCAAGAACGAGGCCUGCGCCUGGCGCGCCCACUACGACGCCGGCCGCCUGGCCCCCGCCAAGCCUGGCCAGAGCCCUGAGCCCAAGGCCGUGGCCGGCCGCCAGGGCACCCAGAUUACAGUCGAGGACCUGUUCUACAACGUGCCCAGCCGCCGCCGCGCCUUCCGCUCCGCCUCGGACGAGUACAACAAGAUCAUCGACAUGGUCGGCCGCUACGCCGUCCACUGCCGCCACGUCGCCUUCUCGUGCAAGAAGCACGGCGAGUCCACCACCACCAUCGCCGUCCAGGCCGCCGCCUCGGUCGCCGAUCGCAUCCGCCAGAUCCACGGCAGCCCCGUCGCCAACGAGCUGCUCGACUUCGAGACGGCCGACCCGCGCUGGGGCUUCGCCGCCCGCGGCUGGUGCACAAACGCAAACUACAGCGUCAAGCGCACCACCCUGCUGCUCUUCAUCAACAACCGCUGCGUCGAGUCCACAAACGUUAAGAAGGCCGUCGAGCAGACCUACGCCGCCUUCCUGCCCAAGAACGGCCACCCUUUUCUCUAUCUCAGCCUCGAGAUCGACCCCCAGCGCGUCGACGUCAACGUCCACCCCACAAAGCGCGAGGUCAACUUCCUCAACGAGGACGAGAUCAUCCAGGCUGUCUGUGAGCACCUGCGCACCAGGCUGGCCGCCGUCGACACCAGCCGCACUUUCAAGACCCAGACCCUGCUGCCUGCCGCGGCCUCCUCUGCCGCCCCUCUGGUGAGAGAUGCAGCCGCCACGCCCUCGCUGUCCGGUCGCAAGAAGGCCACUCCGGCCACCGUCCGGACCUAUGAGAACAACUUGGUGCGGACAGACACCAACGUGCGCAAGAUCACGAGCAUGCUGCCCCCAGCCAACCGUCCGACACGAAUAGACGCCGCCGCUGUCCGGACCCAUAAGGACGGCCGCCCCGAUGCCGCCGCCGCCGCCCCGGCCGUGGCGGGCUCGGCCCCCAUGGCGGCGCCCGAGGCCAUCGAGUACGAGACGGUCAGCCGGGCCGUGACCCCGAUGAAGCUCGCAUCCGUCAAGGAGCUCCGGGCCGCCGUGCGUGACGACAUGCACCGCGGCCUCACUGACGUGCUGGCCGGCCACACCUUUGUGGGCAUCGUCGACGAGCGCCGCCGCCUCGCUGCUGUCCAGGGUGGCGUCCGCCUCUACCUGGUCGACUACGGCCGCGCCUGCUUCGAGUACUUUUACCAGCUCGGCCUGACCGACUUUGGCAACAUGGGCGCCAUCCGCUUCGCCCACCCGCUCGACCUCCGCCACCUGGUCCGCGCCGCCGCCGCGCGCCAGCAGCAGCAGCAGCAACAGCAGGACGCCCGCGACCUGGACGUCGACACAGUCACCGAGGCCGUCGUCGACCGCCUCGUCGCCAUGCGCGAGAUGCUGCUCGAGUACUUCUCGCUCGAGGUCACCCCGACGGGCGAGCUCAUCAGCAUCCCCCUGCUCCUCAGGGGCUACACCCCGCCGCUCGCCAAGCUGCCCCACUUCCUCCUGCGCCUGGGCCCCCACGUCGUCAACUGGCAGGACGAGAAGGGGUGCUUUGACUCGUUCCUGCGCGAGCUGGCAUCCUUUUACGUCCCGGAGCAGCUGCCACCGCCCCCGCCGUCACCAAAAGACGACGCAGCAGCAGACGAUGGGAACUACGGGGCCGAGGGAGAGCAAGACUCCUCGGACUUGGAAAGGAGACGGAGGGAGAUACGCUGGGCCGUCGAGCACAUCUUCUUCCCGGCCUUCAAGGCCCGCCUGGUCGCCACAAACACGCUGAUGCAGAGUGGCGUCCUCGAGGUCGCCAACCUCAAGGGGCUCUACAGGGUGUUUGAGAGAUGUUGAGGAACAGUUGCAAUUCUCGUGCCAUUUAGAACCCUAGCACAACACUCAUCAUGUCACAUGACAGAACACGACUACUAGAAACUGGAUCAUUUGGCCUGCUUUGUAAAAACAGAAUGAAAGAAAAAAAAAAGCUGAAUGCUGCAAAUCAUCAAGAAAGUUCCUAUUGCUCUAUUCCUCGGCGCAAGCCAAUAAACCUGCAGCAUAGAAAGUCUAGGAGCCAUGCCGGCAAGGGCAAAGGACAUUAAUGUACAGUUAUUUCGGUAGGUGUGUUUGGAGCCUCAUGUCUUGCCUCCGAACUUGACCUCCCCCUUUUCCACCUUCUCCCCUUUUCCAGCCAUCCUCCCUCGAGUCCAAACAUCGAGCUGCCUAACUUUAUUUGGCGCUGUCCCAGUCGGGGUUCUAAUUUCGGGGGGAGAAAAUGGUCACCAUGUUAGCACACAAGGGAACGAUAGAGUAUCAUUCAACCGACCCGCACUUUGCUUACCUUCUUCAGGAUUACGAGUCCCUCUAGCGAGUGGUUGAGGCUGAUGUACUCCUCGUCCUCGAGCUCGGCCCGCUCGCCGUAGGCCAGGAGCACGGGCGUGCUCUGCGUCUGCCACCCCGUGAUGGUCUUGGGGCGGCCCGCCUGGCCAACCACAUCGACGGCCUGCCCGACGCGGACGUUGACAGUCAGUGGCUGCAGGUUCUCGUCGAGCGUGACGAGGAAGCGCGGGUGCAUGGCCGUGACGAGGAAGUAGAGGAGGUAGUGUGAGUCCGAGGUGAUGAAGCUCUUGGCGUCGAUCAUGGCCACCAGCACGGCGAGCAGACCGGCGGCCGCAACUCUCGAGAGGACCUGGCGGUCCGUGUGGAAGGGGCUGAUGGACAGCGUGCCCUUGCCCAUGUGUAGCAGGCCCUGCGCGAUCCUGACCAUGAACAGGGAGUCCUGGUCGCGGUGGUAGUAGCUGGCGAGCUGCCUGAGGAGCUGCGCCAGCCGCGCGUUGUUGGUGCCCGCGCCCAGGAGACCCAUGGCGAAUAUGGCGUUUAUGGCCACUUCGUUGUCAUUGUCGUGCGAGUACCUCGACAGCGUGUCGUAGACCUUCAUCUGCGGGUUACUGGGGCUGACGAGUCCCAUGGCCAGCGGCACCGCCCGCCGGAUGUUGGCCUCGCCGUAAUGCAUCAGGUGGCCGAACUGCCGGAGCACCAUCUCUUGCC